This is a messenger RNA of Dalotia coriaria, 4432 nucleotides long. Its product is annotated as RING finger protein nhl-1-like. The record is from RefSeq and is a predicted model, not a curated record. Lineage: Eukaryota; Metazoa; Arthropoda; Insecta; Coleoptera; Staphylinidae. Gene Ontology annotation, biological process: protein polyubiquitination; proteasome-mediated ubiquitin-dependent protein catabolic process; negative regulation of translation. Gene Ontology annotation, molecular function: translation repressor activity; protein binding; metal ion binding.
GAAGUCUCAGCUGGCCGGCGGCCGAGCGUCGCCGAAAACUGUGCCAGCGAAGAGCGCGACGCCGACCCGGCCCGGCCUUACAUCACACCUGCAGUCGGUGAUAUCGCGCGCUCGGCGCCGGUUAAUGAAAAUCCGCCGCCGCAGUGCAUCCUCUAGUGCUACGCUAUAUUCGCAUACGCGCGUGCCGCCCCUGCCGCCGCCAAAAUAGCGGCGUUUAGUGAUUCCAGUACUUUUGCAUACACGUCCAGUUUACAUUCAACCGCAAUCAAGAGGUGAAGCAGAAGGAGCCCUUUCCAAGGGCCUCGGAUAAACGUUUUUUUUUUCUGUUUUUUUUUUCCUUUAAAAUUUUUUUUCUUCAUAGAAGUGAAUUUUUCUUUUUAUAUUGAAAACACGCCGAAGUCAAGAUGGAGCAGUUUGAACAACUGUUAACCUGCGCCAUAUGUCUGGACAGAUACAGAAAUCCAAAAUUGCUGCCAUGUCAGCACAGCUUCUGCAUGGAGCCGUGCAUGGACGGGCUCGCGGACUACGUGCGACGUCAGGUCAAAUGUCCCGAAUGCCGUGCAGAGCAUCGCAUCCCAUACCAGGGGAUUCAGGCGUUUCCAACCAAUGUCACCCUUCAGCGAUUCCUGGAGCUACACAUCGAGAUCACCGGCGAAUUACCGGAUCCCACCAGCGGGCAGAUUAUGGAACGAUGCAAUGUCUGCUCGGAGAAAUCCUAUUGCAGCCCAUGCUCCCACUGCGAGAAGAAGAUCUGUGAAGAAUGUAAAGGUGCACAUAUGGAUAUCCUACGCAGGGAAAUUGUAAGGAUCAACAAUCAGAUCCGACGUGGUAUUCAUCGCUUGCAGGAUGCACUCUCGAUGGUUGAGAAGAACGCGCAGAGCAUUCAGACAAACAGCUUGUCUGUUUCCGAGGAAGUGGAGGAGAUCUACAGACGUCUCUCCAAAGCGGUCAAGGAUCGCACCGAGCACUUGCGCGGCGAGUUGGAUCGUUACAUGUCCACCGAAGUGCGCACGCUGACGACUCUGAAGGACAACUUGGAGCAGGAAAUCUCCAACAUCAUCAGCAAUUGCGAUCUUGCCGACAAGCACUUUAACGAGAACGUGCCUUGGGAUGACUGCGAGCUGAUGGACGCCAAGGAGAUCUUCUUGAAGACUGUUGAUUUCAUUAGGAACUUUGAGUAUGAAAAUUCGGAUUACAGCCGGAAAGUUAGGUUAGUCCUGGCGCAUGAUCCCAAUCAGCUGGUUUUACACGUGGCAGGUUAUGGGGAUUUAAAUAUUACCAAUCCGAGUAAUCCCUUUGGACAGGGUACCGCUCUGCAGGUGCCUGGAGGUCCUGGUUUGAUGAGAUCCAAGAGUGAUCAUCGUUUAGCGUCGCAAUUUAGGCAACAAGAGGAACGUCAAGGGUAUUACGAUGGAGAGGAACCUCCAUUAGCAGGAAGGAAGUUUGGAGAACGUCAUACCAAGACCACAACUGGUGGAGAUAGGUAUACAGAUCGUUAUGGUCGUGGUGGUACUGAAUACGGAGAAGAUUAUGAAGAAUCUUCAAGGCCACCAAGGUCCAGAUAUCGCAGCAGGUACAACCGCCAUGGAGAUAAUGAUUCUGACACUGAACAGACCAGUAGGGUACGAUUCAAUGAGCAACAACAUAAAGAACGGGAACGUGUCCUUGACACAGAAGACGUUGCUAAAGGACCACUUAGUGGUAUUACACGUCUGGCGGACUCACCGAGAGUCAUGAAGAAAUUAAUUGAAUCUGAAAGUGGUGGGGGUAAGAAAAAGGAAAAGAUACCAUCAGUACAACCACCUCAACCUAAAGUGGUACCCAAACGACCACCACCACCAGCUAAUCGCCAGCAAAGCGAGGAGGAUGAAAUCGCUAAAAUCAAAAAACAGAAUAAAGGCGCAACCACCUCCACUGAAACCGAACCGCCUGCAACUGUCACUAGACAAACCUCUAGGCGUGAAGAGGAGGAAAGACCAACGCAUGCCGCGAGCAGAAAGACACCGGCACCCGCCGAGGCGACCACGAGUGCCGAAGACGAGUCGGACGAAUCAACAUCCGCGCCCCAGCAGCGCAAGACGCCGGUGAAACCGUCGGGGGCGUCCGCGCAAACCGCGACCACACGUCGCACAUCCGCGGAACCUAAAAAAGCCACACGUUCAACCAGUUCGGAUUCUUCCACAUCGAGCGAGUCUAGUGGUUCGGCAGUGCGUAAUACCGGCGCGGCGUACACCGCUGAAGAGGUAAAGCAGAAGUAUUUGGCGCGCGGUAGCGUUGACCAUAGUGGCGACGCUCCCUCGCGCACCCGCCAGUCCUCGACGGGGUCCAACAGCGGUAAGGACAAACCCUUCCAGAGUCGCUUCUUGCAGAACAAAACCACCCCGACGCCACCACCAGCCAGCACCAAAGAGGAGGAGACCGAGACCAGCAGUGAGGAGGAGACUUCUUCCGAGAGUGAAUCCGAAGAGUCCACACCGAAAGUCGAGCCCAAAGAACCACCAAAGAGUGAUAUUGCGCCGUUGUUAGCGCGGAGUCAACUAGCGCGUGACAACAGCACUGACUCGUCGCGCAAGCCCACGACAACAACAACCACCAGGGAUGACACCACCGGCACACGCACACGUCCCACAUACGAAGAUGACACUCCUAAGUACGGCUACACCAGUCGCUUCCUCAACAAGAGCAAGAGCACCGCCGCGGUGGCCCCCGAAGAAGACGACUCCAAGUAUCAUUCUUCUUUCGAUGAUGACAGCAAGUAUCCAACGAGUCGCAGUCGUUAUAUGGCGAUGAAAGAACGCCGGCAGAGGUUGGCGCGGAGCAAGUCCAGUCAUAAUUUCGACGAUGAUGAUACCGAGGAGCAAUUGUCGCCGACGUCGACAAAUCCGAGCGCUUAUCUCGCCUCGAGGGGAUACGGAUCGGCGUCGUCAUCGGCAAUGAACGAUCUGGCGCGCAGCCGAUCCUCGCACGCGCUUAAAUCCAGAGAGAGCUCGCCCGAACGCCCAUCGCCCGGUACCGAGAAGGAUGGCGCGGCGCUCAGCUCCUGGGCGCGAUACUUGAAGAACAAAUACGGUAAUCGCGCCACUGGUAAGGACAAGGAUGGCGGAAGUGCAACGCCUUCGUCUGCGAGCAGUUCCGCUGCCGCAAGGCGGCUAUCACUCGGCUUGCCUCUGCGGUCGUCGACGGAAAUGGGAAGCUCCGAUGACGAUUCAAAAAACAUGCAAGUCCCCACUACCCCUACAGCAGCUACAGUAGCGGCAGCAGCCGGUAUCGCGGUGGCAACAGCAGGUACUUCCCCUAGAAGCCAGUACCUGCAGAAAGGCCGCAAGCUGUUUGAGAUAGGGAGUCGGGGGAGCGAAGCCGGAUGCUUCACGUGGCCGCGCGGCGUCGCCGUCGGCCCGGACAACACCAUCGUCAUCGCAGACUCGUCGAAUCAUCGCGUGCAGGUGUUUGACGCCAGCGGCAAGUUCCUCAAGGAGUUUGGGACGUACGGCAACGGCGAGGGUGAGUUCGACUGCCUCGCCGGCGUCGCCGUCAAUCGCAUCGGUCAGUUCAUCAUCGCCGAUCGAUACAAUCAUAGGAUACAAGUAUUCGAUCCUUCUGGGAGGUUUUUGAGAUCGUUUGGUAGUCAGGGUUCGUCGGACGGGCGAUUUAAUUAUCCCUGGGGUAUUACUACGGACGCGCUAGGUUUUAUUUAUGUUUGUGAUAAGGAGAACCAUCGAGUUCAAGUUUUCCAAUCGGAUGGAACAUUUGUCGGUAAAUUCGGCACAAUGGGCAACAAGCAAGGACAGCUCGAACAUCCCCAGUACAUCGCCGUAUCGAAUACGAAUCGUGUGGUUGUAUCAGAUUGCAAUAAUCAUCGCGUGCAGAUCUUCGACGUAAACGGACGUGUGCUGUCUGCGUUUGGCAGCGAGGGAUCAGCCGAAGGACAAUUUAAAUUCCCCAGAGGCGUUGCAGUUGACGAUCAAGGUUACAUAUGCGUAGCUGAUUCCGGGAACAACCGCAUACAGAUAUUCCACCCGGACGGCACGUUCCUGAAGGAGUUCGGUUGCUGGGGAACGCGCGACGGCGAAUUCAAGGGAUUAGAAGGCGUCGCGAUCGCAUCGAACGGCAACAUUCUCGUCUGCGAUCGUGAGAACCAUCGAAUUCAGGUGUUUUGAAAAAAUGGGUUCUCGUUUUAUUUGUAUUAUUCUCUAUUCUUUGACGAUACGAUUGUAAAUUUUGUAUAUGCAAAACGAUGUAAACGAAACGGAACGUCAUGGUUACUAUUACGCAAUACUUUGAAAACUGUACUAAUUUUGUGGAUGAUUAUUUGAUUAAUAAUUUCGCUCAUUUGUCAAUGUGUGUUACCAUUUUGUUAUAGUUGCAAUGAAUUUACGAGAGGUAUAAUACUUUAAUACGUGUAUAUUAAACAAUUUCUACUUCCAACCAACAA